Molecule: messenger RNA, 3117 nt
Organism: Penicillium pulvis
Lineage: Eukaryota; Fungi; Ascomycota; Eurotiomycetes; Eurotiales; Aspergillaceae
Product: acetyl-CoA synthetase-like protein
Exons: 4
Coding region: 1-3117 (1038 amino acids)
Source: RefSeq, a predicted model, not a curated record
AUGGCACUGCGACGGAGACUGUUGGCAAGUAUUGUGGAUCACGCCGCCGAGGCUGAUCCAGAAAGAUUGUUCGCCGUCAUCCCCAAGGGGUCAGAGCUUUCCGAUGGCUUCCAAAACCUGACGAUGAAAGGAUUGUCCCAAGCUGUGAACACCCUUUGUCGAUGGAUUGAAAAUACAAUUGGUACAGGUGGCCCUCGAGAAACGCUGGCGUAUAUGGGAAGCAAUGAUGUUCGGUAUUGUGUAUUUGUUCUCGCUUGUCAGAAGACUGGCCAUCAGGCCUUUUUGCCCUCGACAAGGAACGCAGAUGAAGCUCAUAUCCAUUUGCUAAAGGAAUUAAAAUGCACAAAGUUCUUCUUUCCCGAGGAAAGAAUCACACGGGUCUUGGAGUUGAAGGAACUCUAUCCUGAUCUCGAGAUCUUCCAAGUCCCGUCAGUAAAACUGAUGCUAACUGACGAGAGUGGCUUGACCCCUUACCGCUAUGAGAAGAACUAUGAGGAAGUUGAGGAUGAAACAAUGUGCAUAAUUCACAGUUCGGGAACCACUGGCAUGCCAAAGCCGGUGCCUCUUACGAACGGAUUCUGGAGCGCCUUGGAUAACGUGGAUAGCUUGACCUGGCCAGAAGGUCGUCAGCCAAACCUUUACAUCAACCUGGGUCGACAAGAUCUUGCCUUGGCAACAACACCAUUUUUUCACUUGAUGGGACUGUUAGCCAUUGUCCUUUCAAUUAUGCAUGAAGUUCCUGCCUUGGUCGGACCCGACAAGCCCUUAUCAGUGGAAUAUCUCACCGAAAUGAUGCAAAUGACUCGUCCUACAACUGGAUUGUUCCCGCCAUCUCUUUUGGAGGAUAUGAGCCACUCCGAAGAAUCACUGGAGUGCUUCAAACGACUUAAGUCCAUUGGAUUCGGUGGUGCCCCUCUCGCUCCAGAAACUGGCGACAGGCUACGCCAAUGCACCCAGUUGAUCCCGGUUAUUGGAACUAGCGAGAUCGGCUGGAUCGCAGCGAUGGUGCCCCAAGACGGAGAAGAUUGGAGCUAUUUCGAAUGGAACGACAGCUAUGGUAUCGAUAUGCAAAGUGUGGGUGACGGGCUCUAUGAAAUGGUCAUUGUGCGUAACCCCAAAUCUCGGGCUUUACAGGGCAUCUUCCACACCUUCCCAGACCUCGACAUUUAUCGCACCAAGGACGUGUACAACCAGCACCCCACCAAGCCGUAUCUCUGGAAGUUCAAUGGCCGCAUCGACGAUGUCAUCGUUCUGAGCAACGGUGAAAAGUUCAACCCAACAACCAUGGAGACAAUCAUCGAGGGACACCAUCUGGUCGCCAAAGCUGUUGUUGUUGGACAAUCCCGUUUCCAGGCUGGCUUGCUGGUAGAGCCAUAUACUGGAACCCCAGAGAUGGACAUCAAGACUUUCAUCCAAGAGAUCUGGCCUACCGUUCAAGCUGCAAACCAAACAAUUGCUGCUCAUGGUCGAGUGAUGAAGAGCCGGAUUGGAAUUGCUCCCAGGGGAAAGACCUUUGAACGGACACCGAAAGGCAGUGUUAAGCGACGAUCUGUUCUACAAAACUUCGAGAAGGAGAUCAAUGAAAUCUACCAAGCCGGCCUUGAGGAAGAUCUUGAUAACCAUCUUCCAGAGAGCUUGGACAGGGCUGGCCUUCUGAAAUACACCCGUGAAAUUAUUUCACAGGUCUUGGAAAAACCAGAGGUCCCUAUCAACCAAGAUCUCUACAGCCUCGGACUUGACUCUCUGAUGACUAUGCAGGUGGCCAAGGUGCUGCAGCGAGGUAUCCAGAAUCUCCAGCAAAAGGUGAAGCCAGGAUCCAUCAACCCGCAAACCAUCUACUCCAACCCAACUGUGGAGCUUUUAGCGGGAGUGAUCUCCAACAUGGUGGAGGGCAAGUCCGAGGAAGCCGUUCCUCGUGAUGAGAAGAUUCAAAAGAUGGUGGAGAAGUACACCAGUGAUCUGCCUGAAGGUGGCCACAAAAACACGAAGCAGUCAGCUUCGCCAUCAACGGUUAUUCUGACUGGAUCUACUGGCUCACUCGGAACAUAUCUACUGCAUAUCCUGCUCGAGAAUCCGUCAAUUUCCAAGGUGUACUGUCUGAACCGCUCAGACGCUGAAGAAAGGCAGAAAAGGGGCCUCGAAGAAAAGGGCCUUCUGGUGGAUGCCAAUGACUGGGCUUCCAAAACCGAGUUCUUGACGACAUCCUUCGGAGAAGCUCACUUCGGCCUGGGUGAAGACAAGUAUGAAGAGCUUCUCGAAUCUGUCGAUACCAUCAUUCACAACGCUUGGAAGGUUGACUUCAAUCACUCGGUUGAGUCAUUCGAAGAGACCCACAUUAGGGGAGUUCGAAACGUCGUUAACUUCAGUCUGAAGAGCAAGCACAACGCCCAUAUCCACUUUGUGUCCUCUGUCAGCACAGUGGGCUCCUUCACACCAGAGAUGGGACCUUUAGUACCAGAAAUCCCCAUGGAGAACAGCUCCGUCGUUCUUCCACAAGGAUACGGUGAAUCUAAACAUGUUGCAGAGAGAAUCUGCCUCGAAGCCUCUCGUCGUUCUCGUGUUCCCACCACAGUCUACCGCGUUGGACAAAUUGCAGGACCGACAACCGCGAGCGGACAAUGGAACCCACACGAAUGGCUCCCGACAAUCGUCGCCACGUCAAAGGCACUGGGCAAAAUUCCUAGCCGCCUUGGAGCCAUGCCGGUGGACUGGGUCCCAGUCGACACCCUCGCCUCAAUAAUGACCGACAUUGUUCACACACGUCACGGAGACCAGUCCGACCUCCCCCACGCAGUCUUCCAUCUCACAAACUACAAGACGGCCUCAUGGGAAUCGCUCAUUCCGACCAUACAACAAGAAUACAACGUCGAGCCGGUCGAGUUUGCCGCUUGGGUAGCGGAACUUGAAAGCAUUCAGAAUCCGUCUACUGCAGAGGUGGCCGAGAAACCUGCACUCAAAUUGCUCAGCUUCUACCGUGGCCUUGUUGAUGAUACUAAAGCCGCGAUGUCUGUGGCUUUGGAUGUUCAGAAAACGAAGGAAGCUAGCAAGACGAUGAAGUCGCUUCAGCCUAUCUCUGCAUCAUUGAUGUCAAAUUGGCUGAAGCAGUGGAACUUCUGA